AUGCCCACGACUGCCACUGGGACAGCGAUUGCGACCGCGACCGAGCCUCGAACCACGGGCCUAUCCAAGGCCGAGACCACGUUCACAUUUACGAUCCCGAACACCCAACUAUACUCCUCGAUCAAGCCUCUCGACUCUACGAGCAUUCAACUGCCCGAAGCUCCCACAAAAUCCCACGAGGUUGUCUUGGUCGACCAUCUGUACGCCGAUUGUCACGAAACAUAUCUUUCAUCUCUUUCCGAGCCUCGCGAGAUGGUGUCCUCGCCGAGCACCACGACUCCCAGGAAGCGAAGAGCGACCCAACUCGUCGACACCGAUAAUGCGCCUGACGAAUUCGUGCGAGGUUCUGAUCAUGACGAGACGCCCAGACCAGCACAACCAACACGAGUUUCGAGCUAUCGAAACUCUCCAAUGUCUUCGCCGACAAAGUCAUCCAGCGCUAGUCAUCGCUCCGAAUCGGUGUCCGGAAGAUCAACAUCGUCUGCCCGCCACAAAUUUGUCAAGCUUCCGCUAGGAACCGAGGGCAUCAUCAAGCGGCAGUUCUCUGGUCCUCCCACCAACCCUGAGCAUCCAGUCGCUAUCCAAGACAUGCUUUCCAGGAUCCGGUCGCUUGAGCAAAAUGCGCGCCGCUGCUUCGAGAUGGAUCAUGACGAGCCCGUCUGGAAUGUUGAAGUUCACAAUUUACUCUUGACAAAGGUCUUUCGAGGGCGCGACCGCGAUACCAGGCAGUCAAGCACCAAUCUUUGCGACUUCAGCUUAUGUACCACCGCUUCCAUCAUCAAGAACUACGUCCCCAUCGAUAUGUCAGACAAACGCAUCGACUUUUGCAUCUACCUCAACCCAUCCGCCGACAUGACAACGGCCAACAUCAAGGGCAAGGUGCUGGCUUUGCGUAACCGACUACCCCGUUUGAGCCUAAAUCACACGUCCUACGGUGCCCUAUGUCCCUACCCCAUCUCUGUCGGUCUAGAGACUAAGAGACCUGGGCAUGACUUGGAUGGGGCCGUGCUACAGAUUGGCGUAUGGCAGGCUGCGCAUUGGACAAUGCUCCGUCGCCUGCUCCGCCGAGCGGCCCCGGAGCUACUCAGAGAACAUGGUAUCCUGUCUCCUACAGUAGACGAUGUCGAGCGGAGUAUCCAACAGGCAUUGUUUGAGCUGGGAGCGCUUCACGGAGUCGCCAUCCAAGGCCACGACUGGAUCUACGUUGCGACGUCUCCAGAACCUCCCGAACCCAUGCAGCCUCAAGACUCCGCCAACCAACCAGAGCGGCUCGCUUCCUCCCGUACGAUUCUUUGGCUUGGGAAGCGUUUUGGCGACACCAACUCAGCACUUGGUAUUCACCAAGUCGCCGCUUUUCUAGAGUACCUGGCAUUAUGGUCCAGCCAGACAUACUGGCCUUGGUUCAAAAAAUGGAUCGUUGCUUCCGAGUAG
Messenger RNA from Colletotrichum orchidophilum, 1431 nucleotides. RefSeq lists its product as uncharacterized. NCBI's taxonomy places the organism in Eukaryota, Fungi, Ascomycota, Sordariomycetes, Glomerellales, Glomerellaceae. The transcript is spliced from 5 exons. The coding region runs from base 1 to 1431 and encodes 476 amino acids. The record is from RefSeq and is a predicted model, not a curated record.